Molecule: messenger RNA, 5595 nt
Organism: Labeo rohita (rohu)
Lineage: Eukaryota; Metazoa; Chordata; Actinopteri; Cypriniformes; Cyprinidae
Gene: tdrd6b
Product: tudor domain-containing 6
Exons: 4
Coding region: 148-5577 (1809 amino acids)
Source: RefSeq, a predicted model, not a curated record
GUCCAGUGGCGUUUGUAUUUCUUUGAAUUUUUACGCGCUGUAAAAUCAGUCUUUCAUGGCAUUCGUGUGUUUGAUGGGGAGAAAUUUAUGUUGAUUCUCCCCAUUUCUGCUGUUUAUCCAUUUUGAGAGACCAGAUUCUCAACCAAGAUGUGUUCAGCUCCUGGUUUGCCAGAAGUUGGUUCCAGUGCGACUGUUCAUAUCACAAAAGUCAAUUUAAACCCACAAACUGUCUUAGUAGAAUUUGGAGGGAGUUUAAAUCAUGGACAAGAAAGCAGGGAAGCAUAUCAACAACUUAAAGACAUUGAAGUCCCUAGGAAGCGACAGCAUACUUUUGAAGGCAAACCUGGAGAAGUUUGCUUAGUAUAUGAAGACAGAACUUGGCACAGAGCAAGAAUACUUUCAAAAUCUGAACAUGAAUACAAGGUGUUCCUAAUUGAUGAUGGUAAAUUGCUUUGGGCCUCAAGCGAGGUUUUGACAAAAUGUCCACGCAACCUUUGUAGUCUUCCUUCCAAAGUUGAGCUUUGCGUACUGGCCAAUAUGUCACCUCUGUGUCUUGAGAGCGCAUGGUCUGUGGCUGCAUCAAAGUUCAUCAGAUCUUUGUGUGGAAAAGAUAUUUCUGGGUGUGUUCAAGAUGUGAUAAUGCCUUCCAGAAUCAUCAUUCUUGACAUUCCAAGCGUAUCCAAACAAAUGUAUGAACUUGGAUUUGCUAGAAAGAUGCCUAACGAAGACUUUAAAAGCCUUGUAAUGCACUCACUGCAUUUGCCAAGAAGAAACCCUUCCAUACAGCUUGACCUUGUGACUACAAAUGGUCAAAAAGAGCAUCCCAGUGACCCUGACAAGUUGCAUCAAUACUUGUAUCCUGAGUUGUUACCUGGAACAGUUGAGAUCGUAACUGUGACACAAGUUAUUCAUCCAUUGAAAAUCUAUUGCAAAUUACGUGUCUUUUCACAAGAGCUCAAGAAAUUAGGUGAUCAGCUCCAUGAAUACUAUGAAGAUUCGUUCUCUGCUCAGAUGCCAAUGCUGCUGUAUGACGGAUCUCCAUGUGCAACCAAAGGAAGUGAUGGCAAGUGGUAUCGAUCUGUACUGCAGCAGAACAAUGUCUCUGAUGUUGUCAAGGUCUUUCAUAUUGAUUACGGAAUUGGAGAUUUUGUUAAACUCUGCAAUAUCAGACCUUUAUCUGGAAGGUUCUUCAAAUUGCCAGUUGUCACCUAUGCCUGCUCUCUACAUGGUGUCAUUGACAAAGGCAUGGGAUGGAGGACAGAACAGAUAGAUUAUCUGAAAUCUGUUGUACUGGAUCAAGUCCUCGUUGGAAAAUUUGAGCGUCACAGUGAGAACGAGGGUGUCUAUUAUAUAACGCUCUAUGGAAAUGACAAUGUCAAUGUGAAUGACACUUUCGGCCACAGAGAACAGUGUUUAUCAACGACUGAGAGGAACUGUGGUGACCAAACUCUUGAGACUCUAAACAAAGUGGCACACAAAAACAUGUAUGAGACUGUACGUUCUCUGGAUUCAACUGCUUUGACCGAGUGCUCCGAUUCUCUUGAUGUCGUCACUGUAGCCAGACCUUCCAAAACUGGAAAAAACCUAGAACCUGCAGCUCCACCUUUUCAGAGUGAAACCUAUGUUGUUUCACCACCCAAAACUGAAGUGGGUGCAAAGGAAAAGGUUCGAAUAACCUGUGUCCAAAGUGUAAACCAGUUCUAUGGCCAUUUUGCACAGAAUAGUGAUACGGUUAGAAAAAUGACCAAAGAUAUUCAACAACUGUGCCGCAAGCCAUUACAAGCAAAGUUUUCACUGUACCCUAAGAUGAUGUGCCUUGCUAAAUACGCAGAUGGGCUGUGGCACAGAGGUCAAAUUGAAUUGAUGCAUCCGAAAAUACUUGUCCAAUUUGUAGACUAUGGUGACCUGGUGGUUUUGGAUAAAUCUGAUAUCCUGCCACUGCCUCCGAAAGCCAGUGCAAUUGUAUCCAUUCCCAUUCAGGCUGUUCAGUUUGAACUUUUCAGCGUAACACUACCUAAGCCAUGUGAGCUUAAUAAGUGGUUCAAAAACUACGCUACAGACUGCAUGUUCACUGUAAUUGUGAAGCAGAUUUCUUCAGGCAAACUAUCAGUGGAGAUGUAUGAUGAGAAAACAAACCUCAACUUAAAAAUUAAAGAGCAGUGGAACCAAACGACCAAAAGAAAAGGGUCUAACGUCGGCAAAGGAAGAGAAAAGGCUCGUACGUUCAAUAAAUCAUCAGAAGCCGUGGAGUCAAGAGGUGUGAGAGACAAUUUCAGCAACUCCCAAGUCCCAAAACCAGUUGUUCAAGGCACAUUGGAACAGAACGUCCAGACUAUGACUAGUCACACAACUGGACACAAUAGAGCUAGGCCUAAUGUUUUACAGCAGCAAGUGCCGUGCCAUUAUCCAAAGCUCACCGAUCUUCCUUCUCGAGCCUUGGAAGCAGGAUAUGGCUCGGACAUCUAUGUUUCACAUUGUAAUAGUCCGUCAAAUUUCUUUGUACAAUUGGCAAGUGAUGAAGAUGAAAUAUUUUCCAUUCUCGACAAACUUAAUUCUGCUCCGUUAAGUGACACACCAGUCGAACUAGACCUGUUGCAGUCAGGUGACCUAGUAGUAGCUGAAUAUCCUGUUGAUGGGGCCUGGUAUCGUGCUGUUGUUCAAAACAAGAAAAAAGGCAUGGUGCAAGUGCAGUUUAUUGACUUUGGCAAUGAGGCAACACUCCUGCCCCUUAAAAUAAGGCAACUUGGCAAGCAGUUCCUCAGCACCCCCAGAUUCAGUAUUCAUUGCACACUUGAGGAUGGUAGAAGAGGAAAAAGAGACUGGACCCAGGAAGAGAUAACGACUUUCAAAAAAGCAGCGGGUGAAAAUGGUGAGAAGAAAAUUCAAUGCAAAUUCACCCGAGAGGUCGGAUCUGCCUGGAUUGUCAAUUUAGAUCUCAAGGACUGGGCUUUGUCUGAUGCUGCUUUCAAAUCAGGUGCUCAUACUGAAGAUACCCAGUCGUUGGCAUUCAAGGAACCAGCUGUAACUCAAGGAAAAAUUGUAGACGCAUACGCGUCAUCUAUCGUUGGACCAAAUUACUUCUGGUGCCAGUUCAAAAACUCAGAGGAACUUGAUCAAAUCUCCCUGCUUGCACAAGAAAUUGGAAACUCUAGUCAAACAAAACCAAUUCAGACAGAUCAGUUACGCCAAGGACCAUGCCUGGCACUCUUUUCCGACCAGCUGUGGUACCGUGCGCAGGUUAUCAACACACAUUCUAAAACAGUCUCUGUUCUUUUUAUUGAUUAUGGAAAUGAGUCUGACAUUGACGUGGACUUCGUUAAAUCCCUGCCUACCAAGCUCCUGGAAAGCCCACCGCAAGCAUUUCUUUGUCAGUUAGAUGCUUUGGGGUCCAUAGAUGGCACUUGGAGCGAUGCUGCAGCUGACAAGUUCUUUGAGCUUCUAGUGGAUGAACCUUUAAAAGUGACCAUUCAGAAUAGGGUAAUGUCCUCUGACCUUCCAAACUGUCCUCAGUAUAACGUCCUUGUUGAAUGUAAUGGUCUUGUUGUUAAUGAUGUCAUGAAAGAUUACUGGUGUGGCCCCAAACCUCAAGUUUGCAGUGAAGUGACAGAGGACGCUAAAACAAAACCCAGUGCAAGUAAAGACAGUUUUGGAGUAACAAGCUUUGAAACAGUUCAGAAAGAUAACGCUCCCAAGCUUAACUCAAAUAGCGGAGCAUCAAAUGAUGUUAAAUCUGACCUUCGUAGCUUUGACCCUCAGGUUUCUCAGAACGAAUUAGUUGCAGCCGAGAUCCAAGAACAAAGCCUUACAUACACAACAUUGACCGCAGAGCUAUCAGGGCAGUGUUUACCUCAAGCUGUAGAUCUUCCUUCACGUAUGAUAGAACCAGGUAAGGUGUCUGAAGUGUAUGUUUCGCACAUCAACAGCCUGACAAGUUUUUUUGUUCAACUGGUGGGAGAUGAGAACACGUUAUUCUCCCUCACCGAGCUAUUGAAUUCCCAUCAGCCUUCUGAGAAAGAUGAUAUCCAUGCGUCCAGUGUUCAGCAAGGAAGUUUAGUGAAGGCCAUGUUUUCUGAAGAUGAUUCUUGGUAUCGUGCUGUCGUGAAGGACCCCACUGAAAAUGGCACAAUUCAGGUAGAGUUCAUAGAUUUCGGAAAUGAGGCAACAGUUUCUCUCCUUAAAAUUCGCAGACUGGAUGAGCAGCUACUGUCAUACCCGAGGUUUAGCAUUCACUGCAGCUGCAGUCUAGAUGAUCGAUUCAAGGCACAGAAGGGAAUGAAGGAGCAGAUGUUUCUCUUCAAAAAAAUAUUCGGUGAACCUGGUGAGAACACGCUGUCUUGCAAGUUUAUCAAAGAAGAUGGCAUCACUUGGGAGGUUAAAAUGACCCCCAGUGGCAGCACAUCUGAUUCAAGUGAGAAAUGGGAUAGUUUAAACUUGAAUGCAUCACCGGUAGCAUCGGAACAUGUGAAGGAGACAUUCCAGCCGCUCUUCAAGAAACCAGAUGUCUCUUUGGGACAGACAGUUGAAGCCUUUGCAUCAUGCAUUGUUGGACCAGAUUACUUCUGGUGCCAGUUUUCAAAUUCUGAAAUACUUGACCAAAUCACCCUUGUUGCCCAAGAAUAUGGAGACUCUAGUGAGACACAGCCGAUUAAGCUAGAUAAUUUGGAUCCUGGAAGCCCGUGCCUGGCUAGUUUCUGUGACGAUCAGAUGUGGUAUCGUGCGCAGGUUAUUAAUAAAGGCACAAACACUGUAUCUGUCCUUUUUGUUGACUUCGGAAAUGAGUCUGAAACCAGUGAAGGCUCUGUUAAGGCACUCCCUUGUGACUUGCUGGAAAGUCCACCUCAAGCUUUUCUGUCUCGCUUGGAAGAGUUUGAUCCUUCCAAGGGAUCUUGGGACAGUGCAGCUACUGAUAACUUCUACGAGCUCUUAGUGGAUAAACCUCUGAAAGUGACUGUGCGGUGCAUCGACACUACAACGGACCCUAACAGGCCUCCAUAUUCUGUUAAAGUUGAGUCUCCACAAUGUCUUGUAAAUGAGCUCAUGAUGAAGUUUUGGAGCGGUUCUGCACAAAAUGCUCAGAAUUCUUCAGAGGUGAUUGAAUCCUGUGAAAAAUCCAUUGCAUCAAAAUCUAAUCUGCUUGUUUCAGAGAAUAAAACAAGUGUGAGUCUUUCAGUCUCUACAGAGGAUGUGCACACAAUUGAACCUCAGACUGAACCAUUAGAAGUAAAAGGUGACUUGCAUGAAAACAAGAUGGAUGAUCCACUUGAUGGAGCAGAUGUGAUUGCUGCUAUAACAAAUUCUGAUGUCACUGCUGAUGAUACCACAAGAAUUAAUUCAGAUUUAGAAAUCCACAAAGUCUGUCGUGAAUCUGACGAUGGAGUUCCUGUUGUAUCAGCUGAACAAAUGCUGCUGCACACAGAGGAAAGUAGAAAAGGUAUAGAAGAUGGAAGAUCUGAAAAUGCUGACAACCUGAUGACGACAAGUGGAAAUACAGAUUGGGUGGCUGGUUUAGAAAAUCCAAAGUUACCCAUGGUUUGCACUGAAGAUUCAUGUGACUCUGUUAAGUGCAUCUUCAAAUAAACAGAAUUUUAAACUUUA